Messenger RNA from Jatropha curcas, 1996 nucleotides. Its product is annotated as Eukaryotic aspartyl protease family protein. Gene Ontology annotation, biological process: proteolysis. The record is from RefSeq and is a predicted model, not a curated record. NCBI's taxonomy places the organism in Eukaryota, Viridiplantae, Streptophyta, Magnoliopsida, Malpighiales, Euphorbiaceae. Gene Ontology annotation, molecular function: aspartic-type endopeptidase activity.
UUUCUUUUUGCAUUCAAAUGCAAAAGAAAUUUCAGCAGUUAGGAGCCAGUGGACCUGCAGUUGGAAGUCAGGUCACAGCAACGGCAAGACAAUGCGAGUACGGAACGACGUGGGUCCCUAACACAGUUAACGCUCCUCCUUCUUCUGGAAACGAAAAGUCUUUCAUCUGAAAUUGCCAUAGCAAUAACAAAUCAUUCUUCUCGUCCCUUGCUUAAGCAAUUGAAGUCGAGGAUGACGAUGAUGGAUGCGAUCAGAAGUUCUUCUACUAUGAUCUUUUCACUUAUAGUUAUUUCCUCUACUAUUUUUGCUGUUUCUGCAAACAGCGGCGUCUUCAGCGUCAAGUACAGAUACGCUGGCCGUGAACGCUCUCUUAGUGACUUAAAGGCACAUGAUGAUCGCCGUCAGCUCCGUAUUCUUGCCGGCGUCGAUCUUCCUCUUGGCGGCAGUGGUCGUCCUGAUGGUGUCGGGCUUUAUUAUGCUAAGAUAGGAAUUGGAACACCUCCCAAGGACUACUAUGUCCAAGUGGAUACUGGAAGCGAUAUUAUGUGGGUUAAUUGCAUUCAGUGUAAAGAUUGCCCCAGAACAAGCACCCUGGGAAUGGAUCUUACACUGUAUGAUAUUAAGGACUCAAUCACUGGCAAGUUGGUUCCUUGUGAUCACGAAUUUUGCUAUGAGAUAAGUGAAGUUCCAUUAAAUGGCUGUAUUGCAAAUAAGUCUUGUACUUAUCUUGAGAUAUAUGGAGAUGGGAGCUCUACUGCAGGCUAUUUUGUGGAGGAUGUUGUGCAAUAUGAUAGAGUAUCAGGUGAUCUCCAGACUACAUCGGCAAAUGAAAGUGUUAUAUUUGGGUGUGGGGCUAGACAAUCAGGGGAUUUAGGCUCAACUAAUGAAGAAGCUCUUGAUGGUAUUCUUGGUUUGGGAAAAUCAAAUUCUUCAAUGAUUUCACAAUUGGCUUCCACAGGAAAAGUGAAAAAGAUAUUUGCUCAUUGCUUAGAUGGCAUAAAUGGAGGUGGUAUCUUUGCUAUUGGGCACGUUGUGCAACCAACUGUUAACAUGACACCUUUGAUACCAAAUGAGCCCCAUUACAAUGUCAAUAUGUCAGCAGUUCAAGUUGGUGGUGAUUUCCUACAUCUUCCAACAGGAGUCUUUGAGGCGGGAGAUAGGAAGGGAGCAAUAAUAGAUAGUGGUACAACCUUGGCCUAUCUCCCAGAAGUGGUUUAUGAUCCAUUAAUAAGUAAGAUAUUCUCUCAGCAACCUGAUCUGAAAGUUCAUACUGUACAUGACGAAUAUACAUGCUUUCAUUAUUCUGGGAGUGUGGAUGAAGGAUUUCCAAAUGUAACUUUUCAUUUUGAAAACUCGGUUGUCUUGAAGGUGCAUCCACAUGAAUAUCUAUUCCCCUUCGAAGGUUUAUGGUGUAUUGGAUGGCAAAACAGUGGAAUGCAAUCAAGGGAUAGAAGGAACAUGACUCUCUUAGGAGAUUUAGUACUUUCAAACAAGCUAGUUUUGUAUGAUCUCGAACGUCAGGCCAUUGGAUGGACCGAGUACAAUUGCUCAUCAAGUAUCAAAGUGCAGGAUGAACGGACAGGAACAGUACAUUUAGUAGGUUCACACUCUAUUCCUUCUGCUUGCAGUUUGAAUGCACAGUGGAGUAUAAUUUUGCUGUUAAUCAGUACGCUGCUGCAUAUUUUAGUUUACUAAAUUGCUACAACCAGCACAGAAUAGCAAUGGUCAAUACUAAGAUAAAGAGAUCAAAUAUUAGAAAUGAAACAUACAUUGAACAGCAGAUACUAUAUUCUUAACCUGACAUUCACUUUGGGUUAAUAUUUUCUUCCCAUAGUGAAUUGUGGAAAUUUAUAGGGGCCUUCAGCAGGUUUGGGUGUACAUAGACUCUUUUUGCUUACAAGGGUUAGGUUCUCCAGUACUGCUAUAAAAUCAGUGUAUUUAGAUGGAAUUUUGAUGCUUACAAUGCAUAAGUGCACAUGUAAGUUUUCAGGCUGAA